Paramecium octaurelia is the source of this 527-nucleotide messenger RNA. The record is from the annotation of a GenBank genome assembly. Lineage: Eukaryota; Ciliophora; Oligohymenophorea; Peniculida; Parameciidae.
CUUUAUGCUCAACUAAGUAUAAGGUGCCGUUCCUCAGUCAACUAAAAAACGAGUAAAGGAAAGAAGUGUACUUGAUGCUCUUAACAGGGUUAGAGAAUGGAGAAGGAUAUAUGAAUAAGGUAAAUGCCAAUAGAAUACAAACUAACCAAGAAUUAGUCUGCAAGAAGCAGCUAAUCAAGUUAAAAUCCCAAAGAAAACUUUAGAAGAUUAUGUUCAAAUAUUUACCAAAGUGAAUUUGAUAUGUAGGAUUGAAGACUUUGCUAAUAAGAGAAUGGGAUUUCUUAGAAAAUUAAUACAGAAACAUAAAGCAUAUAUCAAAACAGCUGCUCUAAUUAGUAAGUAAAUAAAAAAAGAAUUUAUCCAUGUCAAAAAAGAAGAUCCAUUUUAAAGUAAAAUUAAGAUUGAAUUCGAACAUUUGACCAGCAUUUAAAAUAUCAAAGAAGAGUUUUAAAGCAAUGAAGCAAUAUAAGAAGUCAAGUAAGAAAUAAAAGAGGAGGAAUUACAGCCAAAACUAAUUUUCAGCUGAG